This is a messenger RNA of Aspergillus ruber CBS 135680, 773 nucleotides long. Its product is annotated as Spo12 family protein. The record is from RefSeq and is a predicted model, not a curated record. The coding region runs from base 121 to 459 and encodes 112 amino acids. The transcript is spliced from 3 exons. NCBI's taxonomy places the organism in Eukaryota, Fungi, Ascomycota, Eurotiomycetes, Eurotiales, Aspergillaceae.
CACCAUUCUACCAUUCUCUCUUCAAGCCACAGAGCAUCACACCUCAUAAGACAACACUUCCUUACCUCUAUAAACCGGAUAAUUUACGGAAAAAAACCUUACAAGAAACGAUCCAACAAAAUGGACGCCCAACAACCUCUCGCAGACCGCACCAACACCCACACAACAGUGAGCCACGAGAAGAUCGAUGAUAUGAAGAGCACACCUGCGAAUCUCAACUCGCUUGAAUAUCACCGCCAGAUUCUACAAGGGAAGAUUGAUGGUGACAAGGGUCAAGGAAGCUACGUCUCGCCGUCGGAUGACAUUAUGAGUCCGUGUUCGAAGAAACUGAGUGAUCUCAAGGGGAAACGGUUUAAAAACGUCGGAAAACCACAAUCCCUCUUCGCAAAACUCGGAAAGAAGAACUUUGAGUCGUCGCAACAGCAACAACCGGCCGGAGAUACCGGAGAGGGACAGUAGUCUGUCUCGGGGAGACUGGAUAGGAGGACUUUGCGCUGGUUCGCAUUUGAUUCAGUUGCUUCUUUACUUUCUCGGGUUCUUGUUUUUGUUGAUUGUUGAUAUUGGUCCUCCGUCCGGUCGUUCUGGUAUCUUCGUCUUUGGCAUUUGUUGUUGUUUUACUUGUUACGGAUUCGGUUUGGUUCGGUUGCAUUGGGGUUCUGGUUGGGUUUCAGUCAAGGCAUUGUAUUGGGAAUGCUUGAAUGCUUUAUUGCUUAAUAGGAAUGGAUAUAUUCGAUAUAUUUUGAUUCUGGUGCUAGUAGGGAGUAGAGGUGUGC